AUGCUAAUAUUUAAGGACGCAUAUGCACCAACUACCGAAAGUACAGAUGAUGAAUUGGAGAACUUUUACGAAGAUGUAUCCACUGCUCUACAAAAUGGAAAAACACACUAUACAAUGUUAAUUGGAGAUUUUAAUGCCAAAGUUGGUAGCAAACAAGAUGAAGCGGAAACUUCAGUCAGCUGUCAUGGAUUGGGAAGCCGAAACGAAAGAGGUGAUACACUGAUAGAUUUCGCACACCACAACAAAUUAUAUAUAAUGAACACCUUCUUCAAGAAAAGAAACAGCAAAAAGUGGACAUGGACCAGUCCAGAUAGCAAAACCAAAAACGCAAUAGAUUUCAUAAUCAGCAAUAGAAAAGAUGUAAUCAAAGACGAAGCGAUCACCGCAUUGUAA
This is a messenger RNA of Sitophilus oryzae (rice weevil), 393 nucleotides long. RefSeq names its product craniofacial development protein 2-like. Bases 1 to 393 code for a protein of 130 amino acids. The transcript has 3 exons. Gene Ontology annotation, cellular component: nucleus. Lineage: Eukaryota; Metazoa; Arthropoda; Insecta; Coleoptera; Curculionidae. The record is from RefSeq and is a predicted model, not a curated record. Gene Ontology annotation, molecular function: catalytic activity. Gene Ontology annotation, biological process: chromatin remodeling.